This is a messenger RNA of Grus americana (Whooping crane), 1480 nucleotides long. RefSeq names its product mitochondrial uncoupling protein 3-like. The record is from RefSeq and is a predicted model, not a curated record. Gene Ontology annotation, biological process: mitochondrial transmembrane transport; mitochondrial transport; response to cold. The transcript has 7 exons. Gene Ontology annotation, molecular function: oxidative phosphorylation uncoupler activity. NCBI's taxonomy places the organism in Eukaryota, Metazoa, Chordata, Aves, Gruiformes, Gruidae. The coding region runs from base 160 to 1083 and encodes 307 amino acids. Gene Ontology annotation, cellular component: mitochondrial membrane.
UUUCGCUGUCACCUGAUCCCCGCGGCUGCUGGAAUGUCCUCCCGGGUGCUAUAUUAAGGGGGGGACAAGGAGCUGGCCCUCAGGACGAUGGCUGCGCGGAGAGGGGUGUAAGGCAGGAGCCGGGACGCGGUGCCGAGGUCCCCACGCCCCUCCACCACGAUGGUGGGUCUGAAGCCCCCCGAGGUGCCCCCGACGGCCGCCGUGAAGUUCGUCAGCGCCGGCAUGGCUGCCUGCAUCGCCGACCUCUGCACCUUCCCCCUGGACACCGCCAAAGUGCGGCUGCAGAUCCAGGGCGAGGUGCGGAUCCCCCGGAGCACCAGCACCGUGGAGUACCGGGGUGUUUUGGGGACACUGAGCACCAUGGUGAGGACGGAGGGACCCCGCAGCCUGUACAGCGGGCUGGUGGCCGGGCUGCAGCGGCAGAUGAGCUUCGCCUCCAUCCGCAUCGGGCUGUACGACUCGGUGAAGCAAUUCUACACCCCCAAGGGAGCCGAGAGCACAGGGCUGGCAGCACGGGUGCUGGCGGGCUGCACCACGGGGGCGGUGGCAGUGGCGUGCGCCCAGCCCACCGACGUGGUCAAGGUACGGUUCCAGGCCAACGGGGCGCUGCUGGAUGGUGCCCGCCGGUACAGCGGCACCAUGGAUGCCUACUGCACCAUCGCCAGGGAGGAGGGCGUCCGCGGGCUCUGGAGAGGGACGCUGCCCAAUAUCGCCCGCAACGCCAUUGUCAACUGCGGGGAGCUCGUCACCUAUGAUCUCAUUAAGGACGCACUGCUGCGGGCACAGCUGAUGACAGACAAUGUCCCCUGUCACUUUGUGGCUGCUUUUGGGGCUGGUUUCUGCGCCACGGUGGUGGCGUCACCGGUGGACGUGGUGAAGACACGGUACAUGAACGCCGGCCCCGGGCAGUACCGGAACGUGCUCAGCUGCCUCCUCGCCCUGCUCAUGCAGGACGGCCUCGCCGGCUUCUACAAGGGAUUCGUCCCUUCCUUCCUGCGGCUCGGCUCCUGGAACGUGGUGAUGUUCAUCUCCUACGAGCAGCUGCAGCGUGCCGUGGCGCUGGCACGGCCAGCCCAGUCCUGACUCCUCCCGCCCCGGCCCCUCUCGUCAGCGUUGGCGAGACACGAGAGUAAAUUAUAUUAAUUGCUGAAGCGGUGAGGGAGCAGCAACGCCAAACUCUCCCAGGUCGAUGGGGUCCCACUGAGAAGGACCGGCGAGAUGGAAGGAGAAAUGAUGUUGUUUGCGGAGAACUGUGGGAGAACGGAGGUUUCCAGAGAGAAGUUUAGGGAGGAAGAAAAAAAAUGUUUACAGUUUUUUUGGUCCAGCUGGGCAGCGCUUCGCUUCCCGGCAGCGGUGGGAACAAGGCGGGAGCAGCGCGGGCAGGUGGGACCGAGUCGAGGGCCGGGGGGAUGCGGUGAUUCCUGUUGUUCCUGACUAACGCUUCCAAUAAACCGCCCCUAUGGGGUCCGAUCGCAGCAGG